UGCCACUCCAACUUUCAAAUUUUGUGAACAGAGAUCCUUUCAGAGACGAAUAACAAUUCUACUCCCAAAUCCCAUAUAUCAUUUUGAUAUAGAAUUUUUGAUGCAAUCAACCUGAAACCAUCUAACCAUGGGUAGCUACCUGAUGAUGCUGUAUGUUACUGUGGACCAGGAGUUGGCCCUCAAGUCCUACUUCACUCAACAGGGCUGGCCAUUCAAAAAACCAGACCUGAAAGUCACUACAGAGGAGCUAGGAGGGGUUGUUCAAAACUGUUUGCAAGACCCUGAAGAACCUCAGAGACCCACUCCCGCACUACAGGAAAAACAUCCGUCCAACAAGAGAAAAGCUCCACAAAAGCAACGGUUGCCUGCGAAAGUUGCAAGACAAGUGUUGCCUACUGUUGACAAUAAUGUGCCUUCAAAUGAAGUCCAGGAUUCUGUAGAGACAUCAACUGCUUAUGAAGAUAUCGUCGCAAAGGUGGAAAAGAAGGAUGAAGUAAAUGAAUACCAUGUUGCUACAAGUAAAACAGUAAACAAUAUUGUUAUAGAAGGAGAAGACUUCAUUGUAAAGGAAGAACUUCCAGACAGCAAUGAUGAAAGUGACAAUGACACAAUUGAUAAUGACUUUGACAUUGCUGAAGAAUCAGGUGUUGAUAGUAAAGUCGAACCACCAGAAGAUAUUCCAGAAACAAGGACUCUUGAUGAACCUGGCACAUGUUCUGAGAUACUGGUAGGAGCAUCUGGGCAGAAAGAGUCGUCCAUAAAAAAUAUGGAGACUCCUUAUGUAUGCAAAGAAUGCGGGAUGCCAUUCAAAAACAAGAAACACCUCUUAGACCACGAAAGAAGGCAUUCUGGCCAAUCGCCAUAUCGUUGUUGCGGGAAGGGUUUUACUUCCCGUGCACAUUUAACAAGACACAGGUGCAGCAAACAUGGCGAGACGAAAUACCACGUUUGUGCAACUUGUGGCAAAUCAUUUGCUCUUGCAACGGACUUAAAGAGACAUGAACUACGCGAAAGUGGCCAGUUGAAGCUAACUUGUGAUGUUUGUGGGUUCAAAUGUGAUGAUACGACCAAUCUCAGCGACCAUAUGUCUGCUAAACACAGGGACAUGACGCGUCACAAAUGUUCACAGUGUCCCUCCGCAUUCAAGUUUAAAUCUGGACUCAGCAGGCACAAUAAGGCGAAACACACCUAAUCAGGACACAUUUAUUCUUUAGAAUUGUCACCUGUCAUAUUACUUACGUUUAAGGUUGGCAACACAUCAUGGUGUAAUACUUCAAUCUACAAAAGUAUACGUUAACAUUCAUAAGUCAAAAUGUAUCGCGGCUUUUUUUCGUUUAAAUAAUUUUAAGUAUACUUUAGUUUUGAAAAAAUGCAAUGGUCUAAUAAGAAGUGCAUUCCAGUAAUUUUGCCGAGUUUAAAUAGCGUUUGGACGAAUUUGUCAUUAGCUCCACUGGCCGAAGGCCAUGGAGCUUAUGUCGUCACAGAUUGUCCGUCGUGAGUUCGUGCGUGCGUGCGUGCGUAAACUUUUACUUUUAACGACAUCUCCUCUGAAACUGAUAAGCGGAUUUUGACAAAACUUCACAGGAAUGUUCCUUUGGUGGUCCUUUACCAAAAUUGCUCAAAUGGUUCCGGUCCAUUGCACAAUAUGGCCGCCAGAGCUAAAAAUAGCAAAAUCUUUAAACGACAUCUCCUCUGAAACGGUUCGGCAGAUUUUGAUGAAACUUGACAGUAAUGUUCCUUGGGUGGUCCUUUAUUAAAAUUGCUCAAAUGGUUCUGGUCCAUUGCACAAUAUGGCCGCCACAGCUAAAAAUAGCAAAAUCUUUAAACGACAUCUCCUCUGAAACGGAUAGGCAGAUUUUGAUGAAACUUGACAGAAUUGUUCCUUGGGUGGUACUUAACCAAAAUUGCUCAAAUGGUUCCGGUCCGCUGCACAACAUGGCUGCCAGGGCAAAAAAAUAGAAAAACCUUUAAAGAACAUCUUCUCAGAAACCGAUGAUCAGAUUUUGAUGAAACUUUGCAGAAAUGUUCCUUGGAUGGUCCUUUAUCAAAUUUGCUUCAAUGGUUUCGGUCCACUGCACAAGAUGGCCCCCAGAGGUAAAAAUAGAAAAACCUUUAAACGACUUCUCCUCAGAAACCGAUGAUUGUAUUGCAAUGAAACUUGACAGAAAUGUUACUUGGGUAGUCCUUAACCAAAAUAGCCCAAACAGUUCUGGUCUGCUGCACAACAUGGGCACCAGAGCUAAGAAUAGAAAAAAAAACGUUAAACUACAUCUUCUCAGAAACCGAUUAUCAGAUUUUGAUGAAACUUUACAUAAAUGUUCAUCGGGAUGCCCUUUAACCAAAAUUCCCCAAAUGGUUCCGGUCCGCUGCACAACAUGGCUGCGAGAGUUAAAAAAUAAAAAAAAACUUUAUACGACUUGUCGUCGAAACCGAUGACCUUUUUUCGAUAAAACUUGACAGAAAUGUUUGUUUGGUGCUCCUUUACUCAAAUUGCACAAAUCAUUUCGGUCCACUGCACAACAUGGCAGCCAGAGCUAUUAAAGUAAAAAUUUUUUUUAAAUAACUUCUCCUCAAAAAUUGAUGAUUGUAUUUCUAUGAAACUUGACGAAAAUGUUCGUUAGGUGGUCUUUGCUUGAACCUUUUGGCCAGUGGAGCACAGGCACUGAUGUGCCUCUUGUUUUAUUAUUAAUAAGAUAAAAAGCAAAAAGUACGGUUACCAAAUAUCGAUAGAUGGCUGCUGUACUUAUUGUGACUUUUUCGAGAUUGUUAAUAUCUGUUUUCCUAGCAAGCAAAUUUAAUGACUUGUAUUUGAAUAAUGUAUCUUCUUGAUGCUUUGUUAUUUAAAUCACCAUUGAGAAUAGUUGUCGCCUUUUUUGGAUCUUCGACGGUAAUAAACGGGCUGGUGUCGGCGGCGGAGAGCCCAAUAUUUGCUUUGAUAACAGGAACAGUGUCAUUUACAUAAAUAAGAAAUAGCAAGGGACCUAGAAAAUGAGCAACAAUAAAGUCAAAUGAUAUACACAUAAUAAUGCAAUAAAAUUGCAUCUAAUUAGUGUUUAUAUGGCUUCAUGGGGACAAAAAUUAGUGGCCGUGGCCGCGUUAGACAGUUGGCCCCUUAAUGCACGUACAUUAUAUAGUAAAAACGUACGGGUGGAAUUUGGAGUGGCCCGUUAAGGCAGGUGGCCAUUUAAAGCAGGUGACCGUUCAACCAGGAUUGACUGUAAUACGUUUUUGUUGUUCCAUCUUUCAAGCGUAAACCUUUAUUUGCCACCUUUAAACAUAGUUAUUCGAUUGUGUAAGUGAACAUUAAAUUUAAUUGGUUAAGGAUGCAUUCUUACUCCCAAAUAAGAUUAACCAUAAUUUAGUAAUAUUGUUUUGAUAUUCCAAAAAGGAUGUAGAAAUGUCGAAAACGAUGGUUCUUUUGAAGGAUUCCGAGUUUAAUCUGAAAAAUGAACAUUAAACACGGUAUUUCUACCUUAUGAGACUAUAAUAGACCACAGUAAAUCUUUAAGCAUUUACCAAACAUUUAAUACUUUUGUGCUUUCUGCUAUUUAAUACUCGGUUACAGUCUUGUUAUCAUUAAUUAAUAUUUCCAUAAAUGCAUUAUUUAGUAAGUAGUUGAAGGUUUAUCAGUCAAAAUAUAUGUUUGUUCCGGUUUCUGUUUUUUUAUUGCCCAAAUGUUCAUUCAUACAAACAUUUAUAAAUGACAUAAUUAUAUAUGCAUACCAUUUAAUACAAACCGUUAUACUAAAUAAUAUCAAUGUGAACAAAUAAAUAUUGAUCUAACUCUUUGUUUGAAAAUUUCUAUUAGCGUUUGGGACUUGUUUUCAAAUAAAAAAGGUAGACAAAAAAAAUAAAUAAAAAAAAUGGGAGAGGUGGUGUGUAUUUGAUGUUUCGGAAUAGUGUUCCUAAUAUAAAUGUUAAAUUUAAAAAUGAAAAAAAACACCUACUAACUUUAAAAAAACCUACUUGCUUUAAAAGAGUGGAUCUUAUAAAGUACAGUUCUUUGGUGGAUAUUUCAUUCAAAUGCGCUUUUACAAUACUACUAUACACUGGAGCUGUUUUACUAAGAUAAUAAGUGUUCUAAUUGUUGCCAUCGUCUAUUAUAGGUGUUGAUUUUAUUCUUCAUUGUUGCUAUUGUUUUCUCUAUUUUUAGUCGUUUAUUGAGAUAUUGGACAAACAUGGCACAUGUUGGUAUUUUUCCUUCACAUUUUGAUUUAAAAAUAAAAUAUUUUCCUAGAAGUAUCAUAAAAUUUACUUGAUAACCAAAUUUUUCAUUGUUUGGCAUUAAAUCACAAAAGCUAAUGGUUUUAUAUGAUAGUUCUCUAAAGCUCACUUCAUUGAAAGAGUUUGUUAUGAAUGUUCUAAAUUCACCCCAAAACGUCUGCGAAAUAUGACAUUCCCAAAACAUAUGAAUGUUUGAGUCGAUGUUCAUUACACAAAAAUCACAUAACCUUGAUGCAACAAUAUUGUACGUGUAAAGCUUAUCAUUGUUUGGAAGGAUAUUCAUUAUGUAUUUAUAUUGGAAUUCCCGAAGUUUCGUAUCUAUUGUUAGUUUAAGCGCCUGUGUGUACACAUUUUUCCAUUGUAUAGAGUUAAGAUCAAAUUGAGAUUCCCAGUUUUCUUCUCGAGUUCUAUUUUCAGGUUUAAGUUGUAUAAUAAGAUUCUUGUAGACUAGUUUACUAAUUUUUGUAUUUUCCUCCAUUUUAUCUACAAAGUAAGUUGGUGUGUUAUAUGAUAUGCCUUCAUUUUUCAACCGGAAUUUCCAGUCAUCAGGAAUACUGCUGAUUAAAGCAUGGUAUUUCAAAAAAUCGUGUGUACCAAGAUCGUAUAGUCUCGAUAAGUCGUUAAAGUCAAAAAGUUUUUUUUCUGUAGUCAUACAAAUGUUCGACAUAUUUUAGACCCCUAUUAUGCCAUUCUUUGUAAAAAAAUGUUUUAUUAUUAGGGAGUUUUAUUUUGCUGUUGUUCCAUAUAAUUUCUUUUGCUACGAUCGCAGUAUCCGUCUUAUAUGUAAACGAUGCCCAUGAUUGUAUGACUUCUGUGAGAAAAACAGAUUUUAAUUUAAGAUUUUGAGUGCUUUUCGGAUCCAUACAACUUUUAAAAAUUAGAUCUUCUCCAAACUGUUUGGUCAUUUGCAUAUAUAAUUUAACCCAUAUAGAUUGUUUGUUUAAAACAAUUCUUUUUACCCAGCUUGCUUUAAUUGCUUUGACAAAAAUAGAUAUAUUGAGCAUUUUUAAACCACCAUUUUCAUAUUCUUGAAUUAUUUGAUUUCUUGAUAUUUUAUCGGGUUUUCCAUUCCAUAAGAAUUUGUACAUUUUGUUUUGUAUCAUUUUUAAACAUGUCUCAGAUGGUGUUUCCAAGACAGUUAGUGGGAACAGAAGUUUUGGGAACGCAAACGUUUUGAUUACAGUGAUUUUGCCAAGUAACGAA
Messenger RNA from Mya arenaria, 5427 nucleotides. RefSeq names its product zinc finger and SCAN domain-containing protein 12-like. The coding region runs from base 128 to 1192 and encodes 354 amino acids. NCBI's taxonomy places the organism in Eukaryota, Metazoa, Mollusca, Bivalvia, Myida, Myidae. The record is from RefSeq and is a predicted model, not a curated record. Gene Ontology annotation, biological process: regulation of transcription by RNA polymerase II. Gene Ontology annotation, molecular function: DNA-binding transcription factor activity; RNA polymerase II cis-regulatory region sequence-specific DNA binding. The transcript has 5 exons.